UUUACUUAUCUACUAUAAUACGUAGCAAUUAAUUGUACCAAACACCUUUAUAAAAAACUUUAUUGAUAACUUCUAACACGAAUUAUACCCAAUUUCACUAGCGGAAUCCUAAAUUGUACACCUAUUUUUUAUUUCCUACUAACUAAUCAUAAGCUUCAGAAAAGAAUUUUACUAAGAAAAGCAAAAUCAGAACACCAACAAAAGACUAAAAAAAAAAAGAUGCAUUUAAAUUAUCAGCCACACAUUACACAUCUAAGCUAUAGUGUUUACAAGUCUAUUGUGUAAUGUUAUUGUUCCUCACUUAGGGAGAAAAUCAUUAGCCACGUUCAGAUAAAAAAAUACACACAAACACAAUCUUGUGUUUAACACACGAUUCAAGAAAAUACCAUCAUCCAUAUUUUCCUGCUAAAACACAGUACAAUUAUCCAUACCUAAAAGAGUUGCACACUAGCUUAUUAGAGGGGAUAAACAUAUUCAUGGUGGUACUGAGUUUCCAACCAGUUCAGUUUCGACCCAAUAUUGCUCACAGCAGUGUGCAGAGACAUGGGAAUGGCGGCAGGAAUAAUCGAAUGGCGAUUCGUUGGCCUCGGUGUGGGAUAGCAGAACCAGCAGGACAGCCUGCUCCUAUGGGACAGAAGACAAAGUACAAGGAUGGGUUCUUUGAGAGGGUUUUCAUGAAUCUUUUUGCUAGGAAGAUGGAGAAGUUUGCAUCAUCAAAGCGAAAACAGGAGACAGAUGGAUGGUUUAAGUAUGAUUACGAGAGUUUUGUGGAUGUGUCGAAAAGAGUAAUGCAGGGAAGGUCACGGCCGCAGCAGCAGGAAGUUGUUAGGGAAGUGUUGUUGUCUAUGCUCCCUCCUGGUGCCCCUGCUCAGUUCAGAAAAUUAUUUCCACCAACAAAAUGGGCAGCUGAGUUCAAUGCAGCCCUAACAGUGCCUUUCUUCCAUUGGCUUGUUGGACCUUCUGAGGUUAUUGAAGUUGAAGUAAAUGGAGUGAAACAAAGAAGCGGCGUGCUUAUUAAAAAAUGCAGGUACUUAGAGAACAGUGGCUGUGUUGGAAUGUGUGUGAAUAUGUGCAAAAUUCCAACUCAAGACUUCUUCACCAACGAAUUCGGACUCCCUCUUACAAUGAACCCAAAAUUCGAAGAUAUGAGCUGUGAAAUGGUUUAUGGGCAAGUCCCACCACCAUUCGAAGAAGAUGAAGUCUCCAAACAGCCUUGUUAUAAUGAUCUAUGCUCCAUGGCGAAUCCUAGCGCCAGCCUUUGUCCUAAAUUGCUAUCAUAAGAGAUGCCUACGCGAUAUCAGUGAUUGUCUACUCACUGCUAGCCGGAACCAGAGCUAUGUAACUAUAUACUGAGAUGACACCAAACAUUUAUACAUGUAUAGAUACAAAUAAGUUCACUCUAUAUUGUCCACAAAUUUUGUUCCUAUGUGAACAAUAUUCAUCCAAUCUUAAGAUCAACUUAAAGCGAUGCUCGAUAUGUUUUACAUAAAUUUACUAGAUAAUAGGCAUUAAGUUUCCCAAAUUUGUAAACAUAUCAUGUACAGACUGCAGAACAUAGCUGCUCUAGGGAGCUGAUUUUUCUGCAUCAACUAAACAGCAGUAUCUCUGGCUUCUGUAAUCUAAGGCCAAUUGAAUCAUGUUUUCGAGUUUUCAAGACAUUAAGUGACAGCUUGUAUCUGUAUAAUUCACAGAGUAUGAAUGAAAUAAACUCUACUGAA
This is a messenger RNA of Chenopodium quinoa (quinoa), 1718 nucleotides long. Its product is annotated as beta-carotene isomerase D27, chloroplastic-like. Gene Ontology annotation, molecular function: iron ion binding. The record is from RefSeq and is a predicted model, not a curated record. The coding region runs from base 477 to 1280 and encodes 267 amino acids. NCBI's taxonomy places the organism in Eukaryota, Viridiplantae, Streptophyta, Magnoliopsida, Caryophyllales, Amaranthaceae. The transcript has 6 exons.